AUGAUAUUAUUUCCUAAUAUUGGAUUUCAACGUCGAGAUGGUAAUUGGCGUCUAAACGUACAUGGUUGGCGCUUUCAAAAAUCAAAUCGUAAUAAAUUAUUGGGUGAAUCAUCUUCAGCAAUUGCUCAACGUCUUGUACAUUUCUUUGCUACAUCAGAACAGAUCAUCUAUUACAAUGAUACAUUUCAACGUGAUCGUCUUAAACCUUUUAUGGUUCAAGGUAAAAAAAACGAAGAAAUUUUAAUUAUAAUUGGAAACAAACAUAAUUAUACAACGAAAACUGAUGACGAUGGACAAUUUCGUACUUCGUUCAUUAUACCUGAUGUAGAUGUGCACGAAUUAGAAAAUGCAACAAGAACAGAUCGAGUAAUAACAUAUAAGGCCGUUGGUGACAAUGGUGAUUUAUGGCAUGGAAAAAUUCAUUUAUUAAAACGACAUGGACUAUCUAUUAUAUCUGAUAUUGAUGAUACAAUUAAAGUUAGUGAAGUAUUAGAUAAAAUUCGACUUGUAGCUAAUACAUUCAUUCAUCAUUUCCGUGUUGUAGAAGGAAUGCCAGAAGUAUAUCGUGGAUGGAACGAUAAAUACAAUUGUACAUUUCAUUAUCUGAGUGCAAUGCCAGAUCAACUCUACGCAGUGACGAAAGAUUUUGUUGAUGACCAUCAGUUCCCUGAUGGUACUUUUCAUAUGCGUCACUUUCAUUGGUCUUCUAUAUCGAUUUAUAAUUUUGUUCAUUCUAUCGAUACAAAAAUGCACAAAACUAAUCAUUUACGUUAUUUUAUUUUUAACUCAUUACGUACACUUGUACUAAUAGGAGAUUCAGGUGAACAUGAUCCAGAAAUUUAUGGAUUUAUCGCACGAAAAUAUCCUAAACGGAUACGAUGGAUUUUUAUUCGAGCAGUUAAAGGUGAAACUAAAGAUGAUAAACGAUUCUUAAAAGCAUUUAAAGAUAUACCAAGAGAAAAAUGGCUUGUGUUCACUGAUCCAAUUAAUGAGUUACCAAAAGAUUUAAAUAUUACAUAA
This is a messenger RNA of Rotaria socialis, 1020 nucleotides long. The record is from the annotation of a GenBank genome assembly. NCBI's taxonomy places the organism in Eukaryota, Metazoa, Rotifera, Eurotatoria, Philodinida, Philodinidae.